Molecule: messenger RNA, 1060 nt
Organism: Quercus robur (English oak)
Lineage: Eukaryota; Viridiplantae; Streptophyta; Magnoliopsida; Fagales; Fagaceae
Exons: 6
Coding region: 239-697 (152 amino acids)
Biological process (GO): mRNA splicing, via spliceosome
Cellular component (GO): U4/U6 x U5 tri-snRNP complex; U5 snRNP; spliceosomal complex
Source: RefSeq, a predicted model, not a curated record
CUUUUCUCACUCUCUCUCUUCCUGGCCGAGCUCUGCACCCUCUCUGUCUCUCUUUCUUUCUUCCUUCCUCCCGAAUUUGCUCUCUCUAUCAGUGAAACUCUCUCUUCACCGCAACGCAAACGCAGCUACUGCAAGACCUGGGAGAAGAGUGAAUCAGAGCUUUCUUCUCUCUCUGUUGACAGAUUUCUGAGGGAAUCUCUCCACAAACGAUGAGCCCCAAAAUCUUGAAGUGGAGAGAAUGAGUAGUUACCUAUUGACAGUGCUGACAAAGAAACAAGAGGUGGAUGCAAUCAUCAGAGACACCAUUGACAAGGUCCUUGUCCUCCGCUUUGGCCGUGCUUCUGAUCCUGUCUGCCUUCAACUUGAUGACGUUCUUUCUAAAUCUGCUCGGGAGGUAUCCAAAUUUGGAAGUGUAGCACUUGUAGAUAUUGAUUCCAAUGAAAUUCAAGUUUAUGUCAAGUAUUUUGACAUUACUUUCAUACCUUCAACAGUUUUCUUUUUCAAUGCUCAUCACAUGAAAAUGGAUUUUGGGACUGCAGAUCACACUAAAUGGGUUGGCGCAUUUCACAAGAAGCAGGAUUUUAUUGAUGUUGUAGAGGCAAUAUAUAGAGGGGCCAUGAAAGGCAAGCUAAUAGUGAGUUGCCCUCUGCCACCAGAGCGAAUACCGAAGUAUCAAUUGUUAUACAAGGAUGUAUAGAAGAAAAGACAGCCAACAGCAACACCAAAAACAACUCACAAACCCUCCUGAGAGCAGAACUCACAUCUGGUGAAUUGCUAAAGGAAAAUAGGAACUAGAGUUACACUAAGACCCCAUUUAGGGCAUUGGCAGCUUUGUUGAAGUUGCUGUGAAUCCAACAGAACAGAGAAGAACAUCCAGCUGAUGUAUAUAGAUUAACUAUAUGGUGUACAACAUCCAGGUGAAAUUAGAGAUACUUGAUGAAGCAUUUCUACUAUCCUAUAUGGUGUACACAGUGACUUAAAGAAUGCCAGGUUUAUAUGAUCCUUUUACAGAGUUGUAAAAUGUAUAGAGGUUCUUUGGUAGAAUGGAUUCUUUUUUUAA